Molecule: messenger RNA, 2340 nt
Organism: Actinia tenebrosa (Australian red waratah sea anemone)
Lineage: Eukaryota; Metazoa; Cnidaria; Anthozoa; Actiniaria; Actiniidae
Product: microfibrillar-associated protein 1
Source: RefSeq, a predicted model, not a curated record
UGUUCAAAGAAGAGACGCCAUUUUGAAUUAGAGAUUUGUUAGAAUCAACCAUAAAACCUGGAGAUUUUCACUAAAAAUUAAACAAAAAAGCCUUUAAUUCUCAAAGUGAAGGUAUCCACCAUGUCUUCGCAGGGAACUUCGUUGAGAAUUCCUCUCAACUGUGCUGCAGGAGCUGUUCCUGUGCGAAACGAGAAGGGUGAAAUCACUAUGGAAAAAGUGAAGGUUACCAGAUAUGUUGCUGGAAAAAGGCCAGAGUAUGCCAAAUAUUCCCGCGAUGAAGAGGAAGAUGAAAUGGAAGUAUUUGGAGAGCAAGUUAAGGGUGUACCCAAUGAGGACCAGGAUCUAGAGAAGGCAUUUGAACAAGCAGAAAAAACAGACAGAAGAUUGAGACGGCUUCAAGAAAGAGCCAAAGAUGAUGAAGAAGGGGAAGAUGUGAGACAUCGUCUGCAUGAACCAGAGGUUAUCAUGACUGGAGACCAUGAACUUUCUGGAGACGAGAUUGAAGCAGAAACAAGACAAAGAUUAAUUCCAAUGGAAGAGGAAAGCAGUGAUGAAGAAGAACUUGACGAAGAGGCUAUAGAAAGAAGGCGUGAGAUACUCAGACAGAAAGCUCGUCAACAGCAACAAACAGAGCAAGAUUUGUUGGACAUAGAGGAUGAAGCCAAGUCGGAAGCAGAAGAAGAAGAAGAUUCAUCAGAAUAUGAAGAAUAUUCAGAUUCAGAGGAAGAAACAGGACCUAGAUUGAAACCAGUCUUUGUCAGAAGGAGUGACAGAGUGACUGUUCAAGAACGAGAAAAAAUGGAAGUGGAUGAAGAAAAGAAAGAAGAACAAAAGAAAAAAGUAAUGGAAGAAAGAAAGAAGACUUCAAGAAAGCUGGUAGAAGAAUUGAUGCGGAAAGAAAGACAGGAAGAGCAAGGAGUCGAAAAAGAAGAACAAGUUGUGAUAUCUGACACAGAAAAUGAUGAAGAAGCGUAUGAGGCCUGGAAGCUGCGUGAACUGAAACGAAUCAAGAGAGACCGAGAUGAGAGAGACCAGAUAGAAAAAGAAAGAUUGGAAACAGAGCGCAUACGUGGCAUGAGCGAGGAACAGCGCCGUCUUGAAUUCAAAACUAAUCCUAAACAAGUCACCAAUAAGUCCGUCAAGGGCAAAUACAAAUUUUUACAGAAAUAUUACCAUCGUGGAGCGUUCUUCCUGGAUGAGGAAAAUACUGUCUAUAAACGUGACUUUGCCACACCGACACUGGAAGAUCACUUCGAUAAAACUAUUCUACCAAAAGUUAUGCAGGUCAAAAACUUUGGUCGAUCUGGAAGAACGAAGUAUACUCACCUGGCUGAUCAGGAUACGACUCAGUUCGAGUCCGCAUGGGCGCAGGAUAAUCCUCUCGCUGUGAAGUUCCAUUCUCUUCACGCCGGCGGCAGCAAGCAGUCCUUCGACAGACCGUCCAAAAAGAGAAAAUAAGCCAAAGUAUUCCUUUUGUUCAGCUCCCUUAAGUGUAUUCUAACGGCCUCCUAUCACUUCCUUUCUGUCCUUGGGUUUUUCCAAGGGAAUCGGGCUGUCGGGCAUAAUGGGGCUCAUUUGCGUCACAAGAUGGUGAAUAGGGUACUUGAGAUUUGCAAAUCUGCGACGGCGACGUCAACGGGAAGUGUAGAUAACUUUACUUUGGGAUUUCGCGCUUUCAAAGCCUGUCUUCCCUAUUUGGAUGAGUUCACUUUACUGACAUUGUUUUGAAUGAAAUAUCCAAUGAACAGUUCCCCAAAGAGAAAUUAUUUACACUUCCGGUUGACUUCAUCGUCGUCGUAGAUUUCACCAAUCGUAAAGUCCCUAAUACACGCACGCCCAUACGUCAUGAGAACUUGCUAUUUCCACCACAUAUAUGUUGGUUUUAACAAGAAGUGUACCUCACAAAUUGUUGCUAUAACAACUAACUGCAUUAUGGCACCGUUGCUAUGACGUCGUGUGGGUCGGAAUCGAUCACCAUUUAUCGCCUGGAGGGGGGAUCGAAGGAUCUAGGGUAGGGGGGAUAACAUGGUUUUUACACAACUGGCAGAAGGAUCAGCUACUCAUUGACCAGUCAAAGGGGGGAUUACACGAAGAUGAGAAAGUAGAAAGAACUAGUGACGGGGGGACAGUUAAUGGAAAAGAAGUGUCUUAUAGUGUAUUGGAGGGGGGGAUAAGUUGAUCUAACCAUGUCGCAACAAAAAUCUUCCGACCCUAACCAACCCAGCGUCGCAGGAAGAAGUGACAAAGAAACCGAAACAUCAAACUCUUGAAGAAGUAAAGCUCAGUUCGUUUUGUUUUGUAGAUAAAUCUCGAAUCAAAUAAAUUGCCUUUAACACCGUU